Gallus gallus (chicken) is the source of this 4863-nucleotide messenger RNA. It is a transcript of the gene FAM198B, whose product is annotated as family with sequence similarity 198 member B. NCBI's taxonomy places the organism in Eukaryota, Metazoa, Chordata, Aves, Galliformes, Phasianidae. Gene Ontology annotation, cellular component: Golgi apparatus. The record is from RefSeq and is a predicted model, not a curated record. Bases 482 to 2128 code for a protein of 548 amino acids. The transcript is spliced from 5 exons.
AGCAGUUCAUAUGCAAACAGCCUCUCAGUACGGUUAGGUUCCAAACAGUACUUAGCUUGUAAUGAAGUACAUAAAUGUGUACUAUACUUAAAACUGAAAUAUGGGCUAGAAUUCUUUUAGAACGUCAGUUUUACUAAGUUAUUUUUAUUAACCUAAGGAAUUUACCAGAACAAAAGAUGAGUCAAGCUGAAUAGUUUGCAAGGGAGAACUUCAGAUAUUUUAGUCUACAAGUGAGUAAACUUUGCUUACGUAGCUGGCUCCAUUCAUUCUCUGAAACCAAUCACUUGCCCUGUGGUGGCUGAUAAGAAUUCAAAGGCUUGCAGAGGUGGAGUGACAGCAUCCUUAGUACUAAACACAUUCCCAGGCAUAUCCAUAGCCGCUGUCCAUCACCCAUGCAGGAAGCUUUUUGGAAAAGGAGAAAUAUAAAACAGAGAAGGGAAAUCAUGCAUCAUCAUCCUGGCUGGAGCGUACAGAAGACUGAAUGCUGUUUUCAUCAUGCAGAUUCACUAGAGAAAUGACCUUCUUUGAUCAGCCAGGUAAAAUAAAAAACUUGCUUAUUUGUUGCCUGUGCUCCCCAUGGAUGCUGAGGCUGUGGACUUGCAGGCGCCUGAGGACAAGGAGGAAUCUGCUGCUGGGCACUGCAUGUGUGAUCUACCUGGGAUUCCUCGUCAGCCAAGUGGGCCACGUUUUACCCCAGCAUAAAGGAGGAUACGAAACUAUCAGUUCCAGAAGUCUCCAGGAUGCAAUGCAAACUGCUUUUCUGGGCAUCCCACUGGACAGUACCCUGUCAGCACCCAGCUUCCAGGAACCCAGUCUGGGUGGCAAUGGAACCUUGGUGCCACCUAAUGUGGUUUAUAUUACCCUACGGUCCAAGCGCAGCAAGCCUGCCAAUAUCAGAGGCACGGUGAAGCCAAAGCACAGGAAGAAACAUGCAGUCCCAUUGUCCUAUGGGCAGCACUUUCCAAAAGCCACUUUCACUGGCCAGAAAGAGAUCUUUUUUCAGCAGCUGGGGAGGGACAUUCACGCUAUGGGUGCAAUGGGAGCAGCAACAGCUCCGGAGGCAAAAAAACACCAACUGGAUAUACUCCAGCAUAAAGAAAUGGCAGUCAGGGAGAGGGUACACCAGAGACCUGGGGGGAUUUCUGGAAGGAUUAAGGCACAGCCUCAGCCUGAGGAAAGUAACAUCAGGAUUUACAGCGAGAGCUCUCCCUCGUGGCUGAGCAAAGAAGACAUUCUAAGCAUGCGUAUGUUGGCAGAUUCUCGGAUAGAGAGCAUCCAAAAACUACCUUCUCAAAAAGCUGUCCUGGUAGUAUUUGAGAAGGGUCCCAGCACCACAGGAACUGCCUGUACUCAGGGGCACUGUGGCAUCAUCAAAAGACCCCUUGACAUGAGUGAAGUGUUUGCCUUUCAUUUGGAUAGGAUCUUGGGGCUAAACAGGAGCUUACCUUCUGUAAGCAGGAAAUCGGAGUUCUUCCAAGCUGGUCAAGCGUGUCCUGUUAUUCUCUGGGAUUCUUCACUGAGUCCAACUGAUAACAAUACUCAUUCUUCAGUGAGAUUAACCUGGGGGAAAUAUCAACAACUACUGAAGCAGAAAUGCUGGCAGAAUGGUAAAGUUCCCAAAGAUGAGUGGGGCUGUACUGAAAUCCAUCAUCAUGAGUGGUCCAAGAUGGCAGUCUUUGAUUUUCUUCUGCAGAUCUAUAACCGGCUAGACAGACACUGCUGUGGAUUCAGACCUCUGAAGGAGGAUUCCUGUGUGCAGCAAGGACUGGUUCUGAGAUGCAGUGAUCAGGAUGCUGUUGACUUGACGCACAUAGUGCAGAGAACACAUGAUCAAAGGCACUUGACCUUUAUAGACAAUAAAGGUUUCUUUGACAGAAGUGAGGACAAUCUCAACUUCAAAAUUCUACAAGGAAUCAAUGAAUUCCCUGAGUCUGCAGUUUCAGUGCUGAGGAGCCAGCGUUUACGGGAGAAGUUACUUCAGUCUUUGUUCCUUGACAAAGUAUACUGGGAGAGCCAAGGAGGCAGAAAAGGAAUUGAAAAGCUUAUUGAUGUAAUAGAAAGGAGGUCCAAAAUUCUUCUUACUUACAUAAAUGCACACGGAGCCAAAAUACUGCCCAUGAAUGAAUGAGCUUCUGAGAGACAGUCCUUAAAAUAAUUUGUGUGGAGCAAAAAUUGAGAGUAAAAUUGAUUUAUUUCAUAGGUUUAUUUAAUUUUUAUUUUUCCAAACUUUUAAAUGUAUUUUUGAAUGAGAAGCCUUAUAUGGUUUAAACAUCAACUGCAGCUCAACAUAAUGCACUUCUAGGUCAUCAGUGAAAUUUAAAAAAUGUCAAAUAAUACAAUAAAUGAUACAGAAAUAAGUAUGCACCGUGAACACUCCUUCUAUUAAACAGUUUGAAAAUUAGCAACAAGAUUUUCAGUACAUUAGUCUGGAUUCCCUCAUUCAAGUCAGUAAUGUUUUAUUGCAAAUUUAGAUGGAAGAGAGAUUUUAGUCACUUCAUACAUCAGUGAAAAUUGCCAUCACAUCUACAUGCUGAAACAUACAGGAAUUCAUCUGUUUAAGAACAUUACAAUUCCAACAUUUUCAAAUGAUUAUUUUGUUUUAUUUUGGUCUUUUGAAAUCUGAGGACUAAACUUUUUAAAGUGAAGGUAUAUUUCCAUUGGAGGUGAGGAAAAUUUAGAAUCACAAAGAGGAAAACAUGGCUUUAACAAUAAUAAUUCAUUUGACAAAUAGAGUUUUCACCUGUCUGAUAUGUAGCACACUUCAUCAUGAGUCAUUUUUUACAAUGUACUAUUUCCAGUACAGAUUGGUUUGUUGUGUGGCUGGAUCAUAUGAUAUUUCUGUCUGUUGAUUAACUGAGUGUUACUCACAGAAUCAUUAGUAUUACCAUUUCUUUUUUUAGAAAUUUAGCUCUAGCUUUGUGUUAAUAUGCUGCUAAAUUAAGUAUACAUGUUUGUUUUUGCAGCGUUUGUGACACAGUUUUUUAGAAUACUAUCAAAAGCAGAUGUAAUAAUGACACAAAUGUUGUUAAAAUCAGAACAGAAAAUGUUUCUGCUGCUUGCUUAGCUCUUGUCAGCAAUUCAAGCUCUUGUUUUGCAUCAAGAUUGACCAUUUUGGUUCCAGCUGAUGGCUUGGCCCAAGUAUUCCCAUAGGUAGGGUUGUUAGAGAAGCUUGGAGAAGCACUAUAGAUUCUCAGCUUGGAUCUAUUCCGGAAAAUACUCUGUUCAAGAAGUAAAAUAUCAACUGAUAUAGUCUAUCCCAAAAUAUAUCUUCUACCUAUCUGCUUAGAAAGAUUCUUUCCUUUUUUUUCUAAAUAAAUAUCUAUCAUACUUUUGCCAUGAGAUAACAGCAGAAGUUAAAUGCUUUCAUAUAUUCUUCAUGUUUAGUGAAAAAUAAACACUAACAUAGGGUGUAUAGCAUUUAAAGAUAUUUUGGAAAUGCUUGUGUAAUAUUUUUCGUUAUUAGAAACUGAAGUGUUAAUGUAGGUGGGUGAAGUUAAUACCUUAAAUGACUGCAAUUCCACCACAGCUAAAACAGAUUUUAUUUCUUACUAUCAUAACAUCUAUUAACAAUAGAAGAAAUAGAUCUAAUUAUAUGCAUUUAAAGACACUUAAUAAAAUUUGAAGAGCUUGGCCAUCUAAAUAAUCUUUUAUUCUGUCAGUAAAAGGCAGAUACAUUCAUAAAAACUUCCUAGAACUUAACAAUUGCCUUGAGAGGACAUGUUUUUAAGUGCCUUGGACUUUUAAUAACACCAAAAGUAGAAUUUUAUAGGAUUUUCAUAUUAUCCCUUUCUUAAAAUGUUAUAACAUGUUAGCCAGAUGAUAUCUAUCACAGAAACAAAAAAUAUUAACGUAGCUUGCAUUUUCACUGAGCCUAGAGAGAGAAAUAAUCCUCUGGAUCCAUUUCACAUGGUACUCCUGUUGCAUUUAUCAUAAAUUUCACUCUCGUGACCAUUACAAUCAAUUUGUCCCAUUUUCUAGCCUAUCUCAGUUUUCUUCCUGCUAGAUACUUUUUACUUGGAUUAUCACACACUGGUAAGAGUGAAAGACAUGAUUCUCAGCUGCACUGAACUUAGAAGAGGGCCAAGGAAAGGUACAGCAUUGCAGCUGAUCAUGAAAAAACACAGACUGGAACUCUUCUAGUUUUUCCUCUUCUGGUUCUAAGACAACACAUGCAGAGAGCUGGAGCAUCUCUCUUGUGAAGAGACGUUGAGAGAACUCUGUUUGUUCAGCCUGGAGAAGAGGUAAUCUGCAGGGCAGAAUCAUGUCUAGACUUCAUGGAAAGUCUAUAUUGUCUAGACACAUGAAGUCUUCUCAGAACUGCUGCGGGGACUGGUAAGUUCAGAGCGAAUAUGCAAAGCAGGAUAAGCUGUGCCAUGGCUGCAUGCAUUGCCCCUUUCCAAGUGCCAAGGAUUACUUCUUUCUCUGAAAUUCUGAGUUUGGCUCCAGAAGGUGUUCUGUGUAUGCUGCAUCAUGUUCUCACCUUAUAAUCAUGUCUUAGUAUUAUUUUACAUGUAGUUGGAAGCGUUGCUGUCUAUGUUGUAUUAAAAUGCUCCAUUUCCAAGUCCUACCAACUCUCUUGUCUUCAGACAGUCAGGAGAGGCUUGAGGAGACUGGCAGUGGGACUGGAUUGCAAAAUGCUUCCAAUUCAAUAAUGUUGAUAACGAAUGCCAGGAAGUGCCUUUUCUUUCUGAUGUUCGUACUGUUGUAUAUCUUUGUGCUUGAGUUUGGUACAAAGUAUAAUUGGUAGAGUGCUUGUGAGUACAUACGAGCCCAGUUCUCAUUUUUUUUAUUCUUUCAAAAAUGAAAAAUUCUGUACUUUUUGAGUGUACUUGGGUAAAUGCUCCAGUAAAACAUACAAAAGAA